AUGGCCAGCAUCAUGGAAAAGACUAGAGCCUAUGCCGGCGGGCCGACCCUCAACAUUUGCUUUGCAUAUACGGCGAGAUAUGAUAUGGCUGGCGCGGUAUGUGAAGUGGCGAAGAUGGUGAGAGCGGGCGAAGUUAGAGGGGAAGAGGUCACCGAGGAGACAAUUGGAGCAUGUUUGGCGACGGGGUAUGCGAGAGGCGGAGAGAGGGGAGCCCCUUAUCCCCAGCUGCUGGUCAGGACUUCAGGGGAGACGAGGUUGAGCGACUUUUUGUUGUGGGAGACGGCAGACGCGGUGUUAGCGUUCUAUCCGGUGCUUUGGCCAGAUUUGACGAUGUGGGAUUUUGUCCGUCUUCUGUUGGAGUAUCAGGCACAGUGCGAUGGGAGGAAGAAGGGUUUGAUGAGGAGAGGGAUUUGUGAGCAAGGAAAGGGGGAAGCUUGGACAGCCGGUAGCGAGGGACUUGAGGAUAAAGGAGUAGCUGGUCAAUUCGAGAAGUCGAGGGAAGAGUAUUUCGAGGCGAUCAGAGGGUAUCGAGGCGAAGCGAAGGACAGCCAAAGAACGUAA
Molecule: messenger RNA, 561 nt
Organism: Chondrus crispus (carragheen)
Lineage: Eukaryota; Rhodophyta; Florideophyceae; Gigartinales; Gigartinaceae
Exons: 1
Coding region: 1-561 (186 amino acids)
Biological process (GO): polyprenol biosynthetic process
Cellular component (GO): endoplasmic reticulum
Source: RefSeq, a predicted model, not a curated record